Molecule: messenger RNA, 4145 nt
Organism: Candoia aspera
Lineage: Eukaryota; Metazoa; Chordata; Lepidosauria; Squamata; Candoiidae
Product: cytochrome P450 2J2-like
Exons: 9
Coding region: 18-1502 (494 amino acids)
Biological process (GO): xenobiotic metabolic process
Cellular component (GO): intracellular membrane-bounded organelle; cytoplasm
Molecular function (GO): oxidoreductase activity, acting on paired donors, with incorporation or reduction of molecular oxygen, reduced flavin or flavoprotein as one donor, and incorporation of one atom of oxygen; heme binding; iron ion binding
Source: RefSeq, a predicted model, not a curated record
GAAGGAAAAGCAGGAGGAUGGCAGCCAUCUGGGAAGUUCUCACUGCUCUGCUGGUGGGAUUUCUGAUCCUGGAUUUCAUCAAGCUGCUCUGGUCAAGCAGGCAUUACCCUCCUGGGCCUAUUCCACUCCCUUUCAUUGGUGGACUCUGGCGCGUUGGGACCAAGCUUUCCAAGGAUUCUUUCAUUAAGCUGGGAAAGCAAUAUGGAGACAUUUACACUAUGUGGGUGUGGCAUCAUCCUGUGGUAGUUAUUUCUGGAUUUUGUGCCAUGAAAGAAAGCUUGAUCGACCAUUCAGAAGAUUUUGCUGAUCGACCCCUUUCAACUUUUCUUUUAGCAAUAUGUAAAGGUAAAGGGAUUGCAUUUGCAAAUGGUCACACCUGGAAACAGCAGAGACGUUUUUCCCUCAGCGCUCUACGCAAGCUGGGGCUGGGGAAGAAUCGCAUGCAGCACAGAAUAGAAGAGGAGGCCCUUCGGCUGGUGGAGAUCUUUGCACGCACAAAGGGGCAGCCAACGGAUCCUUCACCAUUCAUCAACAAUUCAGUCUGUAAUUUGAUUUCCCUUUUGAGUUUUGGAUACCGGUUUUCCCAUGAAGACGCAAAGUUCCAGUCGGCAAUGCAAGACCUUAGUAAUUACAUGAAAUUCGGAGGCUCCACCUUCUUAUUGCUGUACGAAUUGUUUCCAUGGCUAAUGAAAUAUCUCCCAGGGCCUCAUCAGAAGGUCCUAGCAUCCUUGGAGAGAGGUAUGUUACUUGUAAAAGAGGAGAUGGAGAAGCACAAGCAAGAUUUGGCCCUGCGUGAGCCACAGGAUUUCGUAGAUCUCUAUCUUCUCCAGAUAGAGCAGAAACAGAGUGAGCCCAACUCUACCUUUAAUUACGAAAACAUGGCUCAUUGCAUUUUGGAAUUCUUUGCUGCUGGGACAGACACAACAGGAAGUUCUCUGCAAUGGGCUCUGUUGCUCAUGGUGGCUUAUCCAGAUAUCCAAGAUAAAGUCUACAACGAGAUGGAAGCUGUUUUGAGUUCCUCUAACUCAAUCUGCUAUGAAGAUCGGUGGAAACUCCCUUACACACAUGCUGUGGUUCAUGAAAUUCUACGUUCAAAAUAUGUCUUACUUGUUGGUAGUCCCAGGCAAACAAAGAAAAAUGUAAACCCAUGUGGUCUUCCUAUUCCAAAGGGAACUUUCAUUAUUCCCAGUUUCCACUCUGUUCUUCUGGAUCCCAAGCAAUGGGAGAGCCCUGAAGAAUUCAAUCCAAGUCAUUUUCUGGACAAGGAUGGAAAUUUUAUGACUAGAGAAGAAUUUGUGGCAUUUGGAGCAGGGUCUCGUGUAUGUUUGGGGAAACAUUUCGUCAGAGCUGAGUUUUUCCUUUUCUUUACCAACCUGCUGAGGACCUUCCAAUUCCAGCUGCCAGAAGGAGCGAAAGAACUCAGUCAGGAACCGGUAGUGGGAAUCACCUUACAUCCUCAACCUUUUAAGUUCUGUGCUAUUCCUCGCUGCAAGUCAACCUAAAAUAGAGGAAAAUUAAGAUAGGGUGUGAACAUCAUUUCUGUGGCUUUUAAAAUGAUUCCCAGUUUCUCAGUCAUUCCGUUUCCUUUCCUAUGAGGUUCUGCCUUAACUUGCUCUGCGCUCAAACGCGUUCUGUCCUAAAGGAUCUCCUGUCUGUCUGAAACCAGAUCCAUCCUGCAACCCCUUGCUUGCUUUUGUUCACAGGUGAUGAAUGUUGGCAGAAGAAGGAAGUGGGGUGGUUUUGCAAGGAGGCACCACAGAUGGAAGAGUUAUGAGCGCCAUGUCCACCAAGGGAUGGCAAAAGGUCAAGGCAGUGGCUGCUGCCAUGUAAUCCAAGCCCUAUUUUAUGUGCAAGGUGGCUUCAUGAUCAGAGCCCUGCCCCGUUGUAUCUGCAUUAUGUAACGUGUCUAAAGAAGGGAGGGGCUUUGACUGCCUGCCCACAGCCGCCAUCUUGACCUUUCUGACCAACCCCCGAUGCCCCCAGCUGUGAGGGGAUGCAAAAAAUGAGAAAUGGUGGUAGUGAUGUACCUCUUCCACUGGUACACCACCCAGAGUCAUAAAUCAUGAGGUUGGUGGCUAAAUUAAAUUAAAUUAAAUUAAAUUAAUUUAAAUUAAAAUACUCCAGCAUUUUCGAGAAGGAAAUAAUCCUAAAGUGAAAAGGGGAUGACUUUUGGUGAGGAAGAUGAAAGCUUGAGAACUUGGAAUGGUUUGGAGGAAAAGUUAGCCUUUCUGCAGUAGCUUCCCUUUUGCUUGCUUCUAAUUAAGAAAACCCUAAUUACUUUUGCAUUUCUAUGUCUUUCUCUCUGCUUUAAACCUGCCAUAGAUGCUAGCAGCCGAGACGGCUACAGUAAGGGGCUAAAUGUGACCCGCUGCCUCCCACAAGGGCUCCUAGGAGCGGCUUGUAUAUCACCCUAAGCCACAGCUUAGCUUCACGUUUCCCGCUGUGGUAAACAGGAGUCCCUCCGCUAGGAGGAGAUGGGCAGUGACACAUUUGAUAGAUAAAUCAAAUAAAUCAAAUAAAUCAAAUAAACAAAUAAAUCAAGUCCGGCCCUGCUGGGGCAUGGUCUGAGCGAGCAGAGCUCGCCUUUCGUUCUCAGCGGUCACUGUGCGCCCACGCUUGGUGAAGCAAUCGCUGCAUAUGUCUAAGCAAGCAAAUCUGCCAGGAGCUGUUGGCUAAAAUAUCACAUUCAGACUGUAGGAUUCCAUGCAUCAAGGGACGAGGACAGAGAGUUAUAUUCAGCCUGCUCGUUUUCAAAUAAAUUGUUGUUGCUCCUGCUGCUGCUGUUAUUAUUAAUAUUCUAGAGCAGCCAUCACUGGCUAGGGAAUCCUGGGAGUUGAAGUCUGCACACCUUCAGGUGGCCGAGGUGGAGAAACGCUGCCCUGGAGGCAUCCAGGUCGGCCAGAGUGGAGGCCAGGUUCUCAUUCCUCCUUGAGGGUAUAAGGUGCCACAGGAAACGCCUGAUAGGAAUCUUCAUGAAAUGAGAUGUGGGUUCAAGAUUUUAUUUUUGCCCCAUAAAUUCUGAAACAGCUUUGGAUCAGGACACCUAGCAGAUCUUCUCCCCAAUAUAGAUCCAGUUAAUCACUAAAAUCACGGGGGGGGGGGGCUCAUUUUGCUUGUGCCCCAACUUUCAUAUUGCCGUUUUGAAAAGCAGACUUUCUCAGCAGGAGCAUCCAAUUUCUCUCCUCCUUUUCUCUCUGAUAGUGUGAUUUUAUUUGCUGGUGCUAAUUUUAAUGGUGAACCAUAUUUUUAGGAGUUUUAGUAUAAGAAUGUCACAUCCUAAUGUAUUCAGCAAACCAGCUAACAGAGGAAUAAAAAUGAAAAACUGAUUCAAAGUCUGCACACACUGGGAUUAGGUGCUCAUGAAAAAACGGUAUCCUGGAACAAGGUCGACGUGCUUUCCCGACCCAGCCGUUCUCGCUGACGGACCACGGGCGACUUUCUACGUGCCUCUAAGAAUUACCUCUCAGGCUGAUAAGCAGUGGCAUUGGGAGGGGUGUGGGUCAAAAACUGCAAGAAGGCAGGUGCUAAUUUCUAGAAUUUCUUUUAAGAAUUGUUCCUCUUGAGGCAUGUAUCGUGACCACACAGGACCUCUUCUCUCUCUUUUGUCCGUGAGACUUAAUGCCUUGUUUUUAUUUCUUUGUUUGUUUAUGCAAUUUGGAGGUUUGACUCCCGAUGGCUUUCAGUGGUAAAAGCAGGAAAGCAGUGAGAGAGUGUGAGAGGUAAAGAUUUUAACGUGUCAAUAAGUUCAAGCCAGUGAGCAAAAGCAACGCCAUGUUGAAUACUUAAACCAACACGAAGUCAGGAGGAGAUAGUGGGGAAAACCCAUCCAACGAUAAGGGCGAAACUCAUCACUUACCAUGGCAACGGCUAAUCUCAUCAUCUGGUAAUGGCUAAACUUAUCAGGGCAACGGCUAAACACAUCACCUAAUGCGAUAAUGGUUUAAAGCAAAGGCGGCCGGAAGAUUGUAAGUCUGAGAGUACCCAGCCAAUGGGGAAACGGAUAAAGAGGAGCGACGGGACAGGAAGAUGCAUAAAAAUAAACUUGAAAUAUUGUAUGGGGUGGCUUUUCCUUUGGACACGUGGCCUCGUGCUCCUGGGAAGUCCACCACGCUUUGCAAACCAUAGCAGCUCAGAGAGCGAGCGAA